Camelus dromedarius (Arabian camel) is the source of this 3083-nucleotide messenger RNA. It is a transcript of the gene CD55, whose product is annotated as CD55 molecule (Cromer blood group). NCBI's taxonomy places the organism in Eukaryota, Metazoa, Chordata, Mammalia, Artiodactyla, Camelidae. Gene Ontology annotation, biological process: negative regulation of complement activation, classical pathway; T cell mediated immunity. Bases 302 to 2068 code for a protein of 588 amino acids. The transcript is spliced from 9 exons. Gene Ontology annotation, cellular component: plasma membrane. The record is from RefSeq and is a predicted model, not a curated record.
GCCAGGGAGCUCUUCUCCCUCUUUCUCCUGCUGGGGUCCCCGGGGGCCAGUGACGCUAGAGCCCCCACCCUCACCCCGCCCAGCACCUGGUGCACGCAAAUCCUUUCUCCACCGGUCUCUACUUCGCUGCGUCUUUUGGUGAUUCAGAGCCCAGGCCCCGCCCACGGCGCUAAUUUAACUCGGAACGCGGAUUGCAGAACUACCGCGCGCCGCUGCUUCUUCCAGCUCCUCGCUCGAGCCCGCCCCAACCUAACCGCGGAGGCCCCGGAAUCCCGGCGCCGGGUCCCUGUCCCUGCGCGUCAUGAGUCCCGCCCGGCCGAGGGCCCCCGCGGUGCUGCGCCUGCUGUGCGGGCUGACCACUCGGCUGCUGCUGCUGCUGCUGCUGCGUCCCCUGACAGUGCGGGGUGACUGCGGUCUUCCCCCAGAUGUACCUAAUGCCCAUCUAGCUUUGGGAGAUAAUACAAAUUUUCCUGAAAAAAGCACAGUAACCUACAAAUGUAACGAAGGCUUUGUAAAAGUUCCUGGCAAGCCAGACUCAGCGGUCUGUCUUACCAGUAAAUGGUCAACGGUUGCAGAGUUUUGUAAUCGUAGCUGUGUUGUCCCAACCAGGCUACUUUUUGCGUCACUCAAAAAGUCUUACAGCAAACAGAAUUAUUUCCCAGCGGGUUCCACUGUGGAAUAUGAGUGCCGUAGGGGCUACAGAAGGGACCAUACUCUGUCAGGAAACCUAACUUGCCUUCAGGAUUUUACGUGGUCCAAACCCGCUGAAUUUUGUAAAAAGAAACCAUGUCCUAAUCCUGGAGAAAUAAAAAAUGGUCAUGUCAUUAUACCAGAUGGCAUAUUAUUUGGCGCGUCCAUCUCUUUCUCAUGUGACACAGGGUACAGAUUAGUUGGUGCAGAUUCUAUUUACUGUUCUCUUGUAGAAAACACUGUUGGGUGGAGUGAUCCAUUGCCAAAAUGCCAAGAAAUUUUUUGUCCAGAACCACCAGAAAUUGACAAUGGAAUAAUUCUAGAGAAACAGGAGAGUUAUGCGUAUAGACAGUCUGUAAAAUAUAAGUGUAUGGAAGGCUUCACCCUGUAUGGAGAGCGCUCUAUCUAUUGCACUGUAAAAGAUGACCAAGGAGCGUGGAGUGGCCCCCCACCUGAAUGCAGAGGAGCUUCUCGAGUAUCCGAGUUCAGACCAACAGUUCAGAAAUCCACCACAGUAACUGUUCCAGGUACCAAAGCCCCAUCAGCUCCUCAGAAACCCACCUCAGUGAGUUCUCCAGCUACGAAGUCCCCACCAUCUCCUCAGAAACUCACCACUGUAAAUGUUCCAGCUACAGAAACCCCAUCAACUCCUCGGAAACACACUACAGUAAAUUCUUCAGAUAUAGAGAACCCACUCAACCCUCAGAAACACACCACUACAAAUGUUCCAGCUACAGAAACUCCAUCAACUCCUCAGAAAUCCAUCAUAAUAACUUUUUCAGCUACAAAGUCCCCACUAACUCCUCAGAAACUCGCCAUUGUAAAUGUUCCAGCUACAGAAACCUCAUCAACUCCUCAGAAACCCAUCAUAAUAACUUCUUCAGCUACAAAGUCCCCACUAACUCCUCAGAAACCCAAUAUGGUAAAUGUUCCAGCUACAGAAGUCCCACCAACUCCUCAGAAACCUACCAAAACAAAUGAUUCAGUCGCAAAACCCCCAAAUUUCCCCACACCAAACACUCUCUCUCCAGCAGCCCAGAAUCCCUUCAAGACAAAUGCUUCUGCUACACAGGCCGUACCAACAACCCAAAAAUUCACCACAGCAAAAGCUUCACUUACACAGAAUCUUCGAGCAACACGAAACUCCACUGCUCUACAUCCCCCAGUGACCAAGGGUUUCCACACAACACAAAGAUUGACCUCUGCUCAUGUUACAGCAACGAAGAGUCCAACUGUUUCCAAGGCAACCACGCGUUUUCACACAACAAGCACCUCAAAAGGACAUAAAAGCCCUUCUUCAGGUGCUAGCAUCAUUGCAUCUGGACAUGCAUGUAUAACACUGACAGUUUUGCUUGUGAUGCUAGCUACCAUUGGCUAGCUGACUUAGCCAAAGAAGAGUUAAGAAGAAAGUGCACACAAGACCACAGAUUAUUUCUAGUUUCUUAGAACUUUCUGGUGGAGUGGAUACAGUGUAUGUGUUAGUGCUCUUUGUUUUGCAUGCCUUCAAUGUCUUCAAUUGCAUAGGAAUGUCCAUGAAGCAAGGAGAAACGAAUCUGUCCUGGAAUCACAUUCUCAACACUCCUAAGACUCUUGAAAAUAGAACAACUCCUAAGACUGAGAGUGAUUACUUUCCUAAAAAUGUGGGGAAGUAAAGAGAUUUGUUCAUGCUUAGAAUCGGAGCAAGAAGAAAAGGAAGAAAGGGAUUUUUUUUUUCACCAAAUCUGUAAUGUUACUUUUACUUACAAAGGAAAUAGUUUAAAAACAUUAUUUGGAUAUUGAAAACAAACAGACAAAAUACUAAAACUAGUCUCUUCUAAGAAAAAUUGCCAAAGAGAGAUGACCCACAUUAUAAAGUAAUUUCUUCUUGACUGUAAGGCAUUUUCAUCUUUUCUUAUUCCAUUAAAAUGAGUUUGCAUCAUUUGGCAAAAUAUUUUAAAGAAAAGACAUGCUAAUGACACGAGUGUUGAGUUUCUUGGGUUAGUUGGUAGCAAAGGAGGAGUACAGAAUGAAAGAAUAAUUCUUUCCUUGUCAUACUAGCCCAGAUAGUGAAUUCACCCCUUAUCUGUAAGAUGGAUCAGCUAUAAUUUUGUUCUUAGGACUAUUUUUUUUUGGAAAAAGAGCCCUGUGAAAGGGCAAAAGAUAUCUUGUUGACUUAAUGUCUUUAAAAGUACCCAGAGAUAUUAUGAUAUUAAUAUAAGGAAAGAUUCUAUAUUUCUGAAGUGAGAUGUUCAUAGCCAAAUCAUAAAUUUUAUUCUUUUAUAAUAAUAUUAAGAUUAAUUUAUAUUUAUUUAUGUCAGCAAACACAUUAGUUUUACAUGUAUACCAAGAAAAGUUCAAGAAGAUAUGUAAAGAAAAAUUUAUUUUCCCUAAAUAGAAAUAAAUAAUUGAUCACA